This is a messenger RNA of Gracilinanus agilis (Agile Gracile Mouse Opossum), 267 nucleotides long. Its product is annotated as serine protease inhibitor Kazal-type 7-like. The record is from RefSeq and is a predicted model, not a curated record. Bases 1 to 267 code for a protein of 88 amino acids. The transcript is spliced from 4 exons. Gene Ontology annotation, molecular function: protein binding. NCBI's taxonomy places the organism in Eukaryota, Metazoa, Chordata, Mammalia, Didelphimorphia, Didelphidae.
AUGAAGAUCGCUGGCUUUCUACUGCUAUUUGCCCUGGCUCAUCUCUGCUUAACCUCUGAUGUUGAAGAUGAGAAUUUGGGGGAAGAAGACUGUGAUUAUUAUAAGAAGUUUCCAUUGGAAACUAUUUCCUGCCCUGUUGAAUAUUUCCCUGUUUGUGGCUCUGACUUCAUCACUUAUGGGAAUGGAUGUCAUCUAUGUGUAGCGAAUUUGAAAACAAAUGGAAAAGUGAAUUAUGUUCAUGAUGGACCUUGCUGUAGGGUUCUAUGA